AUGAAUACCAUCACAGAUGCCAAAACCACAACGGAGGCGUGGACCAAGUUACAAAUGACAUUUGCAAACAAAUCAGCUAUGCGGAUUUUAUCCUUGCAUGACAAACUCUCUAGAGCAAAAAGAGAUUCACAUCCAGUUGCUGAAUAUCUUCAGCUUAUCAAAUCAAUUGCCGAGGAACUCUCCUUGUGCGGAAGUCCUAUUACUGAUGUAGAUCUUGUGGUUCACAUUAUGGUACCAAUAUUUUACUCAAGUUGUUGUGAUAUGGUAAGCAAAUGGGAAAAGAUUGUCUCAGAAAAUGGAUCAUAUGAGUUGGAUUUGUGGUCCAAUCUUGAAAUUUUGACUUCAGAUUCACUUUCAAGAGCUGCAUCUGGAUCAAAUUACGAAGAAGGUACAAAGAUAUUUAAUCUUCAAAUAGAACUUGGUGAGCUAGUUAUGAAAGCAUUUCCUCUUCCAGGAGCAAGUCUUUUGCCAACCAAAAAAAAUCGAAGGAUGAAGGAGAUUGCUAGAGAAGUGAGAACUUCAAUUCAAGAUAUUAUUACAAAAAGGUUGAAAGCAAUGGAAGAAGCAAAAGAUGAUAUUAAUUAUGAUGAUUUUUUGGGAGUGUUAUUAGAAUCAAAUUUGAAGCAAAUUAAAGAAGGUGAAAACAAGAAUUUGGGAAUGAGCAUGGAGGAGGUUAUUGAAGAAUGUGAGUUUUUUCAUUUUGCUGGACAUGAGUCUACUUCAGUUUUGAUAAUGUGGGCACUAAUUUUAUUGUCUAAGCAUUUGGAUUGGCAAGGACGUGCUAGAGAAGAGAUUUCACAAGUUAUUGGUGGUAAAAUACCAGACUUUGAUGAUUUAUUGCGAUUAAAAAUAGUCAAUAUGAUUCUUCUUGAGACUCUAAGGCUACACCCACCAGGAGUUUUGUUUGCAAGAGUGAUUGAAGAAACUACCAAAUUGGGAAAUAUAACUUUACCUAGUGGAGUUCAACUCAACAUACCUACUCUUUUCAUUCAUCGUGAUCAAGAAAUAUGGAGAUAUGAUGCAAAUGAAUUCAAUCCAGAACGAUUUAGUGAAGGUGUUUCAAGUGCACCAAAUGGAAAAUUUGGUUAUUUCCCAUUUGGCUAUGGUCCUCGAGUCUGCAUGGGUCAAAACUUUGCUAUGUUAGAAGCUAAAGUCGCACUUGCCUUGUUUUUACAACUUUUUACCUUUGAUAUAUCGCCAUCUUAUGCUCAUGCUCCUUAUCUUGUUGUGACACUCCAAGCUCAGUAUGGAGCUCAAGUGAUACUACGUAAGUUGUAA
Capsicum annuum is the source of this 1278-nucleotide messenger RNA. Its product is annotated as cytochrome P450 CYP72A219-like. The transcript is spliced from 4 exons. NCBI's taxonomy places the organism in Eukaryota, Viridiplantae, Streptophyta, Magnoliopsida, Solanales, Solanaceae. Gene Ontology annotation, molecular function: oxidoreductase activity, acting on paired donors, with incorporation or reduction of molecular oxygen; monooxygenase activity; heme binding. The record is from RefSeq and is a predicted model, not a curated record. Bases 1 to 1278 code for a protein of 425 amino acids.